This is a messenger RNA of Bursaphelenchus okinawaensis, 1916 nucleotides long. The record is from the annotation of a GenBank genome assembly. NCBI's taxonomy places the organism in Eukaryota, Metazoa, Nematoda, Chromadorea, Rhabditida, Aphelenchoididae.
AUGACCAGAGAUCGCCUGAGGGAACUUCAGGUAAGUCAAUUCCUUUUUGGUGACAUUACUUAUUCAUGGCAGUAACACGUACUGGAAUACGAUCGUUUUCCUUUUUGGUUGUACUUUGUACCUUAAACAUUUGUAUUACUAUCGUUUUUGACUGUUUAUAUUAUAUUUGGCAGUUCUUACUUACUAUCAAAAGCUAAGGUAGACGUUUUUUGAGGAUAACAAGCUUUUUUUUGAACUCAAAUAAGGUAUUAAGGUAAAAUCACGUAGUAAUUUGGAUCAAAUGUUAUUUUUAAAGAGAGCCUACUGUAAUAUUUUUCUCAAGUACAUAACUUCAUGUCAGCAUUAUAACGUCAUUCUUAUUUCUCUACAUAUAACAAGGUUGUUCUCAUGAUUCAAAAAGGCUUAAUCAAGAGGACUGAGUCAACAUGGUCUUUUCCCAUAUUUGAUGACUAAGUAUUUGAUUGCAUUGGCUGCAUAACUGUUUGCAUAAGUGGAUUUAAAUAGCCUCGAGGGUGAUCCUGAAUCUGAACGAACUGCGACUUUACAAAAUGAGUAAACAAUGCAUGAUUUUGAGGAUUGCAGAACAUUUUUAAUUUUUUUUGGGUCGAAAAUCGAUUAUUUAGUCAUCAUUUUGCUAAAAUUGAAAAUUAUCAUAAAGUCAAAUUUAGAAUUUUGGUUUUUGAAAUAAAAUAUGCCAUUGCAAAACGCACAUAAACAAUAUUAAACAUGCAGGUUUGUAGUAACGUGCUCUAUUAAACAUGCUUUUUUGCAGGAACGUGCUCGGGCCCGUCAAGAAGCUCCAACCCAAAUUGUCAUCGACCCCCAAAACUUGGUCAACGAUGACAAUGCUCAUACGAUGGACAUCCUUAAUCAGACCGAGGAAGUGCGACAGUCGAUAAACCGGUUGGAAGAUCGGAUCAAGGACCUUAACCAUAAACAAACAGCCAUAUUGGGGAAGACCAUCGUCUCUUCCGACCAGAAGUACGAACUCGAGAGGGCGAUCGACGAGAUCAAAGAACACAUCAAGGCUUUGAGACCAAGGAUUCGAGAAAUUGAUGUUAAUGUACGACAGUAUGAGAAGUCAGAGCAUGCUACAGUGGCACAACUAAGAAUAAGGAAGAACAGAUGUGAACAGUUGAAGAUGAGGCUGCAGGAAGUGCUACAUUUGUUUAACAAUUCACAAGUAGAAUAUAAGAGACGAGUGUCUAGUAAGGAAACUGGCUUAUCUAUUUAUUAUGUACUGUAGAAUACGUUAAUACUUAAAAUUUGGCAUAUAGUAAACAAUAAGACUUUAGCUUAAUUUAGAAUUUUUAAAGUUGAUAUAUAUAAUACUCUUUAUUAUCUUUCAGGACGAGUAAAGAAGCAGCUAGAUAUGGCAGGCCAGACCUUGAGUGCUGAUGAUGUUCAUCACAUGAUGGAGUCGAAUUCAGAAGAAGUAUUUUACCGUGAAAUUAACCCUUUAAGUGCCUCGGCUCAAACAGUGUUAGAAGACGCUACGAAUCGCCACAAUGAAAUUCUACGAGUAGAACGAAGUAUCAAAGAGCUGAACGACAUCUUCUUGGAGGUUUAUGAACUUGUGCACAUGCAGGUAGGACAACAUUAUUGUUUUUAUUUAUAACCCAGUUUUUUAUUUAAAAAAUUCACUUUGAUUUACCUAAAAGGCUACCGUUUGACUAAACAUGUCGUCAUUAUUACCUAUUAUAAAAUACCCAUUUCAGGACGGUCUAGUCAACAACAUAGCGAAGAACGUUGAAACAGCGGCAGAAUACACAAAAGAAGGGAACGUUAUGAUCAACCGUGCCGUGACCUACAAGAAGCAAGCUCAGCGAAAGACCAUUAUAUGCAUCAUGGUAGCCAUAGGAAUAGUUGUGGCACUUUUGCUUGUCAUCCUAAUAUUUUUGUUGCCUAAAUCUUGA